UCUUCUCUUGGUUUUCAACAUUCUUCUUCUUCAGCGAGAGGAGAGUUCAAGAAUACCUGAAUUCUUAUUUCAAGAUUUCAGGGUUGUAAAGUUCAACCAGAUUCUGAUCAUCCUUCGUAUCCAUAAAAAAGGUUUGGUUUUUGCAAUCUUUGUUGCAAGGAUGAAUGAUUUAAUGUCAAAAUCGUUCUUAAGUUAUGUGGAAUUAAAGAAACAAGCCCAGAUGGAUGAUGGUCUUCAAUCCCCGAAAGACGUAGAGAAAGGGCAACUUAGUCCUAAGGAUGAAGACAAUUUAUCAGCCUUUUUUCAAGAAGUUGAGGCAAUCAAGAAAGCAAUGGAAGAGAUUAGUAAUUUGCUUCUUGAUCUUCAGAACCUCAACCAAGAGGCGAAAUCUACUCACAGUGCUAAGCUUCUUCGCGGGAUCAGGGAUCGUAUGGACUCUGAUAUUGUAUCCGUUCUUCAGGUAGCCAAAAUAGUAAAGCUCAGACUUGAAUCACUUGACAAAUCUAAUGCUGCAAAUCGCAAAAUCUCAGUAGCCUUUAAAGAAGGCAGUGCAGUUGAUAGAACUAGGGGUAUGGUCACGAAUGGGCUGCGGAUCAAGCUGAGAGAUAUAAUGCUUGAUUUUCAAGCACUGAGGGAGAAAAUUAUGUUGGAUUAUAAGGAAGAUCUGAAGAGGAAGUACUAUAAUACCACUGGAGAAGCGCCGUCUGAGGACGUUAUAGAAAAGAUGGUUUCAGGGAGUGGGAAUGUUCAGAUGUUUGCCGGGGAAACAGGCGUGUAUAUGGAGAACAAGGAGAGGCACGAAGCUGUACUGGAUAUUCAGAGGAGUUUGAAUAAGCUUCAUCAGGUGUUCCUCGAUAUGGCUGUUUUGGUUGAAGCUCAAGGCGAAAAGAUUGAUGAUAUUGAGCAUAAUGUGGCCAUUGCUGGAAGCUAUAUUGGGGGUGGAACCAACAGUCUGUUCUACGCUAAACAGAUGAAGAAGAAGCGUAACAAGUGGGUUUAUUGUCUGUGGAUCGUGGUGGUUCUCAUACUGCUGGUUUGCAUCAUUGCCAUGCUAUCUUCUUGAAAGCAAUUCAGAAUCAAGGAGUAGAAAAGAAAGAAAGAAGACUCACUUCUGCGAUUUUAGGGUUUUUAGUUUCCUUCUGGGGUUUGAUUGAACUUGCUUGUAUAAUCUGCUGGUUUGACAUUGUGUUACUAGGCUUGACAAUAUUAUUUCAAAGUUUUUAGAUUUUAGAAUUCUUCAGGGCUAUCACAGUGUAAUAAUUCAGUUCAUAUGAAUAAAAAGUUAAUGCAAUUCAACUUCAAUGGACAUACAU
Messenger RNA from Daucus carota subsp. sativus, 1313 nucleotides. RefSeq names its product syntaxin-112. The transcript is spliced from 3 exons. Gene Ontology annotation, molecular function: SNARE binding; SNAP receptor activity. Gene Ontology annotation, biological process: exocytosis; intracellular protein transport; vesicle fusion. Gene Ontology annotation, cellular component: plasma membrane; endomembrane system; SNARE complex. The coding region runs from base 161 to 1063 and encodes 300 amino acids. The record is from RefSeq and is a predicted model, not a curated record. NCBI's taxonomy places the organism in Eukaryota, Viridiplantae, Streptophyta, Magnoliopsida, Apiales, Apiaceae.